Molecule: messenger RNA, 1215 nt
Organism: Aspergillus niger
Lineage: Eukaryota; Fungi; Ascomycota; Eurotiomycetes; Eurotiales; Aspergillaceae
Exons: 1
Coding region: 1-1215 (404 amino acids)
Biological process (GO): secondary metabolite biosynthetic process
Molecular function (GO): FAD binding
Source: RefSeq, a predicted model, not a curated record
AUGUCCACCCACGUCGCCAUCAUCGGCGCCGGCCUCUCCGGCCUGGCCCUAGCCCUCUCCCUGCACCAACAAUCCAUCCCCUGCACUCUCUACGAGGCCCGCUCCGCUCCACUGAACAUCGGCGGAGCCAUCAUGCUCUCCCCCAACGCCCUCCGCAUCCUCGACACCCUAGGCGUUUACUCCCGGAUCCGCUCGGAAGCCUACGACUUCGACCACCUCUACUUCCGCUCUCCCGCCGACACUCCCCUGGACACAUACGAGUUCGGCGGCGCCGCCAAAUACGGCUACAGCGGGAUGCGCAUCUACCGCCACGUGCUGAUCCGGGAACUCUCCGCCAUGGUAGCGGAAGCCGGUGUGCCCAUCCACUACCACAAGAAAUUCAGCCGGGUGAUCACGGAGACCGAAUCAUCCAUCACCUGGGAAUUCGAAGACGGGACCACCGAGACAGCUACCUGUCUCGUCGGCGCCGACGGCAUCCACUCCAAGGUGCGGAAGUACCUGUACCCUGAGCUGGAACCGAAGUUCAUGAGCGCCAUGGCCGUCACGGCCGCCGUGCCGACGGCUCAACUCGCCGUUCCGGAGGGGUACAACAUGCCAGUGACGAUCAUGAACAAGACGCACGGCGCGUUCGUGAUCGCGCCGCAGCUACGGGAUGGAUCCGAGGUGUUGAUUGGACGACAGAAGCGGUCCGCGCAGCUCGACCGGGAGGGAUGGAAUAAGCUGAUGAACGACAAGGACUGGUGUGUGGAUUUCCUGCGCGAGGGAGCGGACGAGUUCCCUGAGAUUGUGCAGCGGGCUCUGUCGGAUAUCUCGGCGGAGAAGAUCAACCUGUGGCCGUUUUAUAUGGUUCCGAAGUUGGACAAGUGGAGUUCGGAGCACUCGAGGGUGGUGAUUCUGGGUGAUGCGGCACAUGCGAUUCCGCCGUCUGCUGGGCAGGGGAUUAAUCAGGCGUUUGAGGAUGUGUAUACUUAUGCGUUGAUUCUGGCGAAGUGUGAGAAGGCUGGGUUGGAGCGGGCGCUGAAGAUUUGGCAGCAGGGGAGACAGGAGAGGGUGGAUAAGGUGUUGGCGUUGAAUGCGCGGAUUGAUAAGCGGAGGAUGCCGAAGCCUGCUGGGGGUGAGGAGAAGGAGGCUGAGGAUGAGAAGCCGUUUGAGUUGGGGUGGUUGUAUAAGCCGGACUUUGGGGCUAUGGUGGAGGAGUGGUUGGCGAGGGAAUGA